This is a messenger RNA of Aplysia californica (California sea hare), 2682 nucleotides long. Its product is annotated as gamma-aminobutyric acid type B receptor subunit 1. Gene Ontology annotation, molecular function: G protein-coupled GABA receptor activity. Lineage: Eukaryota; Metazoa; Mollusca; Gastropoda; Aplysiida; Aplysiidae. Gene Ontology annotation, cellular component: G protein-coupled receptor heterodimeric complex; membrane. The record is from RefSeq and is a predicted model, not a curated record. Gene Ontology annotation, biological process: G protein-coupled receptor signaling pathway; gamma-aminobutyric acid signaling pathway.
UGCAAACCUGGACUGGGUACAAAGGUUUUAUAUAAACUUUUGUAUGAAAAGCCCACUAAGCUUCUCGUCCUUACUGGCUGCAGCAUUGUCUCCACUUUUGUAGCUCAAGCUGCCAAGAUGUGGAAACUAGUUGUUCUGUCUUAUGGAGGAAGCUCACCUGCUUUGUCAAACAGAGAAAGGUUUCCUACCUUUUUCCGAACUCACCCAUCCGCCACAUUGCACAACCCCAUCAGGGUGAAGGUUUUCGAGAAAUUUAAAUGGACAAGGAUUUCCACUAUCCAGGAAACUCAAGAACUGUUCACUUCUACUAUUGAGGACCUUGAGCAGAGAGUGAAAGAGGCUAACAUUGACAUAGCAGUGCGACAGAGCUUCCUCACAGACCCAACUAAUGCAGUGCGCAACCUCAAGAGACAAGAUGCCAGAAUAAUUGUCGGAGUCUUCUAUGAAGAUAUGGCAAGACGUGUGUUCUGCCAGGCAUAUAAAGAGCGGCUGUAUGGCAAAAAGUAUGUGUGGUUCAUUAUCGGCUGGUAUCCGGACAACUGGUACAAGAUGAAAGACGACCGCCACAACUGUACUGUGGAGCAGCUUGAAGAAGCUUUAGAGGGUCAUUUUACUACAGAGGCCAUGAUGAUCCAUCAGGAGCCCACAAUGACUGAUGUGGGUAUGACUGCACAGAACUUCACUUCCCGUCUCAACGAGAUCCUGAACACAUCAGACACAAGUCUUAUCACUGGCUAUCCUGAGGCUCCCCUUGCCUAUGAUGCUGUUUGGGCUGUUGCCCUAGCAUUCAAUAAAACUGCUGCAAAACUGGCAGAACGCAAUAUGAAGCUGGAGGAUUUUGACUACUACAAUGAGGAAAUCACAGAUGCUAUCUACUCUGCCAUGAACUCCACCAAAUUUCUCGGUAUCUCAGGAAAUGUGGCUUUCUCCUCAAAGGGAGACAGAAUUGCCUGGACUCAGAUUGAGCAGUUUAUUAAUGGUUCCUAUGUGAAGCUGGGAAUCUAUGAUGCUGUGGCAGACAGUCUUACCUGGUAUAAUAAGGAGAAGUGGCUAGGUGGGCGUCCUCCGCCAGACCACACCCGAGUCAUCGACCACCUGCGAGUUGUGUCCCGCACUUUGUACUUCUCCAUGUGUGGACUAGCCGGUGUUGGCAUCCUUGCUGGUCUUUUCUGCCUGGUCUUCAACUGGUUGCAUUUCAAUAGACAGUGUGUUGCGUUCUCCCAGCCGGCCAUCAAUAAUCUGACCGUUCUUGGCUGCAUUAUUUGCCUGGGUUGUAUUGUACUGCUGGGACUGGAUGGCAAGUUUGUCUCGGAGCAGACGUACCCUGUCAUUUGUCAGGCAAGAGCUUGGCUUCUGAGUCUGGGCUUCACCCUGAGUUAUGGUUCCAUGUUCUCUAAGAUCUGGACGGUGCACCAAAUGACUACCACUCGCAAGAAGGAGAGAACAGGUGUUCAAAUUUGGGAGCUGUUCACUGUCCUGGCCAUCCUGAUGUUACUUGACGUAGGCGUUCUUACAGCCUGGCAAGUGCUUGACCCACUUCAGCGACAGUUGGAGACGUUUGCCCGUGUGCAGCCCACCAACACAGAGGAGGAUAUAGAACUGAGACCUCAGUUAGAGCAUUGCCACUCGGAGAACCUCAAUGUCUGGCUAGGAGUCCUGUUUGGUUACAAAGGUAUUCUUCUGAUCUUCGGCAUCUUCCUGGCAUAUGAGACUCGCAGCGUGAAGCUUAAACAGGUCAACGACAGUCGCUUUGUGGGCAUGAGCAUCUACAAUGUUGUGGUUCUCUGUGUGAUCACCGCCCCCAUCUCGCUGAUCAUCGGCAACCAGGAGGAUGCAACUUUUGCUUUUGUCUCACUGGCCAUAAUCCUGUGCAGUUUUCUAUCUAUGGGACUCAUUUUUGUACCCAAAAUUAUGGAAAUCAUAAAGCACCCACAAAGAGACGGACAGGAAGUGAAGAGUCUAACGGACUCGCUGGUCAGCCGAGAGGAGGAGGAGAGACAUCAGAAGAUGUUGGGGGAAAAUGAACAACUAAAGAAACAAAUAGCUGAGAUGGAAGAUCGAAUCCGUGAGCUGAACCAAAAACUUCAGGACAGGACCCGUCAAAGGCACUCGGCCACAUCCACCACGACCACCGUCACAUCAACAGCCCCCACCAACACUGUGUCAAUGAUUGUGCCAGCGCCAGGUGGUGUGCCUGUAGGUAUCUGUAGACCAAUCAACAGCGGCCACGUGCUAGUCGUAGACCCUAUGAUCACGGAACACCCGCCUAGCGACAAAGCCAAACAUCUCAUCUUCGCUGACACUGCCGACACGGUAACAUCAGCUAGACAGUUUGCUGCGAUGACAAGCUCUCACCAGAAUCUCACAGACUGCAGUCCUGUAGUCGCUGACGCUAAUUCCGACUCGGGUCUCGCGUCGGAGACUUAUGGAAAAAAUUCCUACGGGAAAAAAGUUUCUUACCCUGAUAGUUCGGAUAUCAUUGAGACUAUGGGUUGAGGACUAAAGGUUUGCUACUUUCAUGAAAAUUUGAGAAAGUUUCAGGUUUAAGCUAUCUGGUGAGUUCAGUGUUCUGGAAUAAGUCUUGGGGGGCUCUCAUGGCCUAGAGGUUAAGGUGUUGGCCUCUCAUUCAAAGGUCCCGGGUUCGAUUCCGGGUAGCGACCAAAAAAAUUUUCUUCUCUAAAA